UAUUUUAACAGAGAUAAGGCAAUAUGUUUAAAAUUCGCAUUAACAGUUAACAUUCCUUUUAAUAUCAUUUUAAAAUGACCUCGAGCAAUAUUGUAGUAGUUGGCUCUUGCAUGAUCGAUUUUGUUAGUUAUGCUCCAAGAUUGCCAAAAGCGGGCGAGACGAUCCACGGAAGAGAAUUCGCUACGAAUUUUGGAGGGAAAGGGGCCAAUCAAUGUGUUGCAGCUGCAAAAUUAGGUGGAAAUACUGCUCUUGUUGCUAGGGUUGGAGAUGAUAUCUGGGGUCCUAAGUACAUCCAAAACUUAAAAUCGCUAAAUGUAAACACUGACCAUGUUCAAAUCACAGAAAACUCUAGUUCAGGAAUAGCCCAAAUAACUGUUUCUGAUGCAGGAGAAAACCAAAUAGUUAUAGUGGCUGGAGCUAACAAUCAUCUGAACACUAAGGAUGUAGAAGCUGCUCAAGACCUCAUUAGUAAUGCUGCUGUGUUGGUUCUACAACUAGAGACUGCACAAGAUGUUGCUAUUAGGGCUAUUCAACUUUGUAGAGGGAUUUCAAUACUAAACGGUGCCCCUGCUCUUUCAGAAUAUAAUAACCAGAUAUUGAAACUUCCCACUAUAUUUUGUGUCAAUGAGACUGAAGCUUCAAUAUUUACAGGUGGAUUGCCAGUUACUAAUGUCAGUGAGGCUGAAAAAGCUGCUCAGGACCUAAUCUGUAAAGGCUGUAAUAGUGUACUUAUAACUUUAGGUAGUCAAGGAGCACUAUUUGUAAAUAAAAACGAAAAACUAGUCGUUCCUAGUCCCUCAGUGAAAAGCGUUGACACAACAGGAGCAGGAGAUGCUUUCAUCGGAGCUCUAGCUUACCUUCUUGCCAAUGAUAAAAGUAUACCGAUGCAAGAGGCCUUGGAAAAGGCUUGUAUAGCUGCUAGUGAUAGUGUUACAAGACCUGGUACACAGAUUAGCUUUCCUGGACCUGAUGUAUUUUCAAAGACUUUGUGAGCCAAGAAAAUGGUUUAGAGCAUAUUCUACAAGUAGCAAGGAAUGAUCCUAGUCUGAGUAUCUUCCUGUUUUGGCACUAAAUGCAUGUUCAAUAGCGUAAUUUGAAUACUAUGAGUUUAUUGAAGUAUUCUUUUUUCACAGUUUUGUUCACAGUCCACAAGUAAUCAUAUUAAGUAAAAUAAAACUGCCACAAGAUUAUUUUACUUCUCAGUUUUGUUUCUGUCUUGUUUAUUUGAUAAAAUAUUACAUAUAAUGUAUCCUUAAGUAUGAAAAAUCUAUGUAAGCUGACGAAAUGAAAAUAAUUAAAAAAAAAAAAAAAGGAAUGCUCCAAAUGAACAUCUUUGAGCGCAACAAUAUUGGGUCUAUUUUUUAAUCAAUUCCGAAGUUACUUGUUGAAUAUUAAUCCUUUAUACACUUUUACAUAGUACUUAAUGUUGAUUAAUAGACAGGGUGUUUUUUAUUUUAGUUUUUAACAGUUGUUAUGUACUUAAAUAUAUGAUAUUUUUAUUGAAAAAAUGUUUUUAAUUAAAUGACUACUUUU
This is a messenger RNA of Diabrotica balteata, 1533 nucleotides long. NCBI's taxonomy places the organism in Eukaryota, Metazoa, Arthropoda, Insecta, Coleoptera, Chrysomelidae. The record is from the annotation of a GenBank genome assembly.